GUACCUCCUCCGCCGCGCUCCUCGUCGCCACAUCGCUUGCUUCCCCGUCACUCCAACUACUCCCGUUCCCACUCGUCGCCGGCGAGCGAUGAUCUCCGCGUCCCGGCCGCAAACCCCACUCCCAUCCCCAUGACUCCCGCGAACCCCACCCCGCUCCUCUCCUCCCGCCCCAACCCUUCCCUCCCCAUCCCCCGCCGCUCCCGGCGCCCCCGCACGCCGCCUCCGCCGGCGCCGGCGGCCAACACCACCGGCGCGGCCUCUUCGCCCGACUGGUUCCGGCCCAGGGCGCCGCCCGACGCGGACCCUUCGACGUCCGGCGGCCGCGUCGCCGCCCGGGAUCCCGGCGUGCGCGUCAGGGCCAAGGAGGACGCGGGGGAGAGUAAGAAGAAGGGGAAGGGGAGGAGAUGGUGGGACUGGUGGUCGGGGGACAGGGAGAGCUACCUCGUCGAUGACGUGGAGCCGCUUCCGCUGCCGCUGACCGUUCCGGAUACCGAGCCGAUGUCGCGUGAGGAGCUCGACCGCCGCCUCAGCUGCGACGUGGAGAUCGAGGAUUGCAAGACUGUCUCGUACGAGUGGACGGGCAAGUGCCGGAGCUGCCAAGGGACUGGGCUGGUGAGCUAUUUCAGGAAGAAGGGGAGGGAGACCAUCUGCAAAUGCGUGCCGUGCGCUGGCAUUGGUUAUGUUCGGAAAAUGACAUUCCGCGAGGACGUUGAAAACAUGGGUGAAUUAGACAACGGAAAACCACCAUAGUUUGAUGGCCCUGUUCGCUCUGCAGCUGUAAUUUAUUAACUGCUGCUGGAUAGAUUGCGUUCACAUCUUGGACGAUUUAACCAGUGAUUCUUUCUGUUACAUGAUGGGGUGCCAUUUUUUAAAUGUUGUAAACCAUUAUCUGCUAAUAAUUGGUGCCCUUUGUUCUUAUCAUUAUAGUUGAUAAAGAAAAGGAAAGAAAUUAUUUCAAGUCA
Molecule: messenger RNA, 962 nt
Organism: Oryza brachyantha (malo sina)
Lineage: Eukaryota; Viridiplantae; Streptophyta; Magnoliopsida; Poales; Poaceae
Product: protein disulfide-isomerase SCO2
Exons: 3
Coding region: 130-750 (206 amino acids)
Source: RefSeq, a predicted model, not a curated record